This is a messenger RNA of Boeremia exigua, 942 nucleotides long. RefSeq lists its product as uncharacterized. Lineage: Eukaryota; Fungi; Ascomycota; Dothideomycetes; Pleosporales; Didymellaceae. The coding region runs from base 1 to 942 and encodes 313 amino acids. The transcript has 2 exons. The record is from RefSeq and is a predicted model, not a curated record.
AUGUCGGAUAGCGCAGGUACUGACCCCCGCGGUCCUGGUCCGCCGCCCAACAACACAUCCACACGCUCUCCACAGAUUCCCGGCUUCAACUACGCGGUCAAGCCAAGUCACUUGGUUGAUAUCUUGAACGGCUUUGGCAUUCCAGACGACAAGCAUGCGAGCGUGCAGCAUCAGUUGGAAAACGCGCACCUUGAAAAUCACCCUUGGAUCGUCGACGGUCUAUUUACGCGGACAGGCUCGCUCGAUAGCUUAUCUCGGGACACAUUGCUAGAAGCCAUGUUCAACGACGUGCCCGACCUCUGCAACGCGCCAGAAGCAUGGAGGAGAGACGCUCUAGGCCGUUUUGCUAUAGGCGCGAGGACCAAUUCCAACAUUAUCAAAGAGCAGAAGCCCACCCAGCCCAACAUUAUCAAUCUUGAUUCGAGCUCAGAUUCAGAGGCCGUACCCUCCGCACCUUCAAGGAAGCCCCAAAAGGAAGAGAAAGCAGACACUCGCACGCUUCUCCAGACCAACUACCCACCGCGAACACCGCUGCGCGUCACCCCAAUCUUCUCGCCUCCUGCACCCACGCCCGAAUCUCCCGACCCCACGCCCGAAUUUUCCAAACCCACGCCCGAACCCUCCAAACCCACCAAGCUGCGGUUCAUGGACAAAACUGGCCAGAUGGUCUCAGAGCUACGCGUGCACAACGUGACUGGCGCAAGAGGAAUGAUAGACUGGAAGUACAUCCACGACGAAGCGAUCACUGCAAGAGGGUCAGGCUUCACGUACGACGGCUCUCGAUUGUGGGCGGCUCCUGGUAUCCACUGUCGUGUGGCUGUCCGCACGGGCCCGGGUCUCACUGCUCGCCUGGAAGAUGCUUGGGGAGACGUGCUUUUUCUGACCGCUACUGGGGCGGUGCUGCGAACUGUGCGGCCCGCCGGCGAUGCUAUCGACGCCUGA